AUGUCCAAAGUCCAACUAUACGUGUACGAUCUCUCUCGAGGUUUGGCCAAGCAGAUGUCAUUGAUGUUGACGGGUAAGCAGAUUGAUGGGAUAUGGCACACAUCAGUGGUAGCAUGGGGCAGAGAGAUAUUCUACGGUCAAGGUAUCCUGACUUCCAAACCUGGAUCGACCCACCACGGCCCACCCUUACACAUUAUAGACGUAGGUGAAACUCACAUAGACGAAGAAACGUUCAAUGAGUAUCUACAGAGCUUGGGAGAGAUGUAUACGCCGAGUAAAUACCAUUUGAUCGAGUUUAACUGUAAUCACUUUACGGCGGAUGUGGUUGGGUUCUUGACUGGACAGGAGAUACCGAAAUGGAUUAGUGGGCUCCCUGCUGAAUUCCUCUCAACACCUUUCGGUCAAGCUAUGAAACCACAGAUCGACGCGAUGUUCACACAGACUACACCUGCCGAGCGUCCCAUUCCAGGUCCCUCGCCCAACCAACCGGGUGUCAAUCCUCAGCCUACCGCAUCACCACCUUCCUCUUCCGGCACAUCCACUCCUGCAUUAGCCUCGGCUCUACUUCAAUCAGUCGCUGCUCGUGCUCAUUCCCAACAAACAGCCAAUGGAACGACGCCGGCAAAUCCUACCCCGCCCAACCCUGAGACCUCACCUCUGACUUUAGUCUCCUCCGUCACGCACUUCCACUCGAUAUUGAAACAGCAUCCAGCAGUUAUCGUAAAUUUCACCAACACGCCUACUUGUCCUCCUUGUCGAACGAUCAAGCCGGUAUACGAAACGCUCUCGUCGAUCCAUUCGUCCACUUACGGUAUUAGAGGCGCACGAUUCGUUGAAGUUGAAUUAUCAAUUGGAGAAGGUAGACAGCUAGCUCAGGAAUAUGGUGUGCAUGCAACCCCGACAUUCAUCUUUUUCAAAGACGGAAAGAAAAAAGAUGAAAUGAAAGGUGCUAGUAAGAAAGAGCUUGAGGGUAAGGUAGAAGGGUUCCUGGAAGACUGUUUUCCUACUCAUAUACAUAGAAAGAUGUUUUUACCUUCCAUCGAAUCCCUACCUCACAACCCGAUUACCGCUAGUAAUACGCCCAACUAUACUGCGCUGGUAGGUAAAUUGGAAGGAUUCGUAAAUGGGAAAGGAAGAGAAGAUGAUUUGAAAUUGGUGAAAGAUAGGGUUAUACCGACGUUGGAGAAUAAAUCAACUUUGAGUGAUGCCGAUCUAAGAAAUUUAGUGAAUGACUGGAUAGAGUCUACGGAUAGAUUGCUAGAUACGCUGAAACCUGAGGAGACCUUCCCCGUAAUCGAUCUAUGGAGAGUCGGUUUGACGAAUAAUAGAAUAUCGGCUCUGUUAGCUGUGAACUUACGACCUUCCCCUUCUGCUACUCCCACUCUGUCCAACAAUCCCAUAUCGACUAUACUGUCGUUGACUGUUGAUACCCUCUCCUCUGUGGGUCCCACCAACACACCGAAACCAUUCCUACUCACUGUCCUAAGGUUAAUCACCAACCUCCUCGCUUUGGACCAAUUGGAUAAUCUCAUUUUAUCUCCUGAAGGACACGUGGAAAUUCAAGAGAAAGUAAUCAGCAUAUUGGUUGAGUCGCUCUUACAUCCCGAUCAGAGCGUUAGGUCCUCCGCAGCGGGUAUAGCUGUUAACGCAGGUGCGUGGAGGCAGAGGAAUAAAGGUGAUGAAUUGGCGGAUGUGGAUUGGGAGGUGGAGUUGGUCAGUGCGAUUGUUGAAGCGAUUGGAAGAGAAGAUGAUGAAGAUGUUUCACAUCGAUUAUUAGCUGCUCUAGCAAUGAUAAUCUAUCUGUCACCGAAAUAUGAGUCAGAUACGAAGUCGUUGUUAGAAGUGUUGGGUGCUAAAGAUACGAUUUAUAAGAAGAGUAGAGGAUGGAAGAAGAAGGAAGUCAAGAAAUUGGGUGAAGAGAUUGCUGGGAAAAUGUGUUAA
Molecule: messenger RNA, 1941 nt
Organism: Kwoniella botswanensis
Lineage: Eukaryota; Fungi; Basidiomycota; Tremellomycetes; Tremellales; Cryptococcaceae
Exons: 4
Coding region: 1-1941 (646 amino acids)
Biological process (GO): protein modification by small protein removal
Molecular function (GO): peptidase activity
Source: RefSeq, a predicted model, not a curated record